CAUGAAUAAUGCGUCCUCAUUAAUUAGCGCGGGCCAAUGGGCGGGCGCUGACACCGCCCGGUAGAAACCUCCCGCCCGCAGCGCGCACCCAGAGCCCGAACGGGAGCGGCCGCCGCCAUGUGUGACUUCUCGGAGGAGCAAACCGCGGAGUUCAAGGAAGCAUUCCAGCUCUUUGACCGCACCGGGGAUGGGAAGAUCCUGUACAGCCAAUGCGGGGACGUGAUGCGGGCGCUGGGGCAGAACCCGACCAAUGCUGAGGUCAUGAAGGUGCUGGGGAACCCCAAAAGUGAUGAGAUGAACCUGAAGACGCUGAACUUCGAGCAGUUCCUGCCCAUGAUGCAGACGAUCGCCAAGAACAAGGACCAAGGUUGCUUCGAGGACUAUGUGGAGGGGCUGAGGGUGUUCGACAAGGAGGGCAACGGCACCGUCAUGGGCGCUGAGAUCCGCCACGUCCUCGUCACCCUGGGUGAGAAGAUGACAGAGGAGGAGGUUGAGCAGCUCGUGGCCGGGCACGAGGACAGCAACGGCUGCAUCAACUACGAAGCCUUUGUGCGACACAUCUUGUCAGGGUGACACUGCCGGGAGCUCGUCCGGAUGGUGCUGAGCGGUUGAGGUCCCAUCGCGUCAUCGCAUCCCCCCCCCCCCAUUAUCCCUAAGUGUGGUCCUUGUCCAUCACAAUCCCAUUGUGUGCCCCCCCUCCCGUUAUCCCUAAGUGUGGUCCUUGUCCAUCAGGAUCCCAUUGUGUGCCCCCCCCCCAUAUCCCCACUCUCAGCCCCCCUGGCUCAGUUACUGCUCCACAGCACCCAAGAAUAAAGCAUUGGAUGGAGCCGUG
Molecule: messenger RNA, 832 nt
Organism: Melopsittacus undulatus (budgerigar)
Lineage: Eukaryota; Metazoa; Chordata; Aves; Psittaciformes; Psittaculidae
Product: myosin light polypeptide 6
Exons: 7
Coding region: 118-573 (151 amino acids)
Cellular component (GO): myosin II complex
Molecular function (GO): calcium ion binding; structural constituent of muscle
Source: RefSeq, a predicted model, not a curated record